This is a messenger RNA of Cooperia oncophora, 1464 nucleotides long. The record is from the annotation of a GenBank genome assembly. NCBI's taxonomy places the organism in Eukaryota, Metazoa, Nematoda, Chromadorea, Rhabditida, Trichostrongylidae.
AUGUUGAACUUUGAUGAGAAUCCUAAUGAUAAUCGAGGUGGUUGCAGAGUGGAUGCAGAAAGUGAGCACUCGCUGGCUAUCGCUUCGGAACUACUUGGCUUAGAGGUAUCAGAGAUGAAGAUGGGCCUUGUGUCGAGGAUCAUGCAGGCGACAAAAGGCGGAGUGAAAGGCACUCUUAUAAGAGUUCCGCUGAAACCACACGAAGCUGCUGCUGGACGAGAUGCACUGGCAAAGGCGCUCUAUUCGAAGCUGUUCGAUUGGCUGGUAGCUCGAAUCAAUAAAUCAAUACCGUUUGAGAAAAGCAUCAGCUACAUUGGCGUACUUGAUAUAGCCGGUUUUGGUGAGGGGAUUUCUUUCACCUUUAUGGGAGAGCCACCGAUUCACAUGAUCUGUCUGCUUUCAGAAUUCUUCGAAGUGAAUUCAUUUGAGCAAUUCUGCAUCAACUACUGCAACGAAAAACUGCAGGACUUCUUCAACGAACGCAUUCUGAAACAGGAACAGGAGCUGUAUGCCAAAGAAGGAUUGAAUGUGCCAAAAAUUGAGUACUCGGACAAUCAUGAUUGUAUAGAGCUUUUCGAGAAGAAACCAUCUGGUCUGCUCGAUCUACUCGAUGAGGAGUCUCGCCUGCCUCGACCCACACCUCAGCACUAUACGCUGGCGGCUUAUGACUCAAACAAAGGACAUUUCCGCUUGGAGAGUCCACGUCGUUCACGUCUUCGACAGCAUCGCGAUCUCCGUGAAGACGAAGCAUUCCUCGUUCGCCACUAUGCUGGUACCGUCUGUUAUCAGACGGCCCAAUUCCUGGACAAGAAUAACGACACACUGCACAACUCGUUGGAAUUCCUUGUGGAACAGAGCAGGUUUGCAGUCAUGCAACCUGAAGCGGCUCCAGGGCGACGAUCAGGUGGCGGACGACUUCAAGCGGCAACUGUUGGAGGGAAAUUCCGUUCUCAACUCUCAGUACUGUUGGAGAAACUGAAAGAAACGGGAACCCACUUCGUACGUUGUGUCAAGCCGAACUCAACGAUGAGUUCCGGCGUUUGCGAUGGUGCGGCCAUACUGUCGCAGCUGAAAUGUGCUGGAAUGGCCAGUGUACUGAAACUGAUGCAGAAAGGAUUCCCAUCGAGGACAUCAUUUGCGGAUCUCUACGACAUGUAUCAACGACAGCUACCUCCAGAUUUGGCACGUCUUGAUCCUAGGCUCUUCUGCAAGUGCCUUUUCCAUGCUCUCGGCCUGAACAAUAUCGAUUUCAAAUUUGGCCAAACCAAGGUGUUCUUCAGACCGGGCAAAUUCGCCGAGUUUGAUCAGUUAUUACGCCAAGAUCCUGAACAAAUGCGUGAACUGAUCAAUCAACGUCGAAUGUAUACAGUAAUCCGCAACUGGUAUCAUCACGUUCUCGUUGCAAUCAACGCUCAAGAUUUAAUCCCUCCGAUUUCUGAAUGGUUUUUCCGAAGAAAAGCAUAG